Rotaria sordida is the source of this 435-nucleotide messenger RNA. Lineage: Eukaryota; Metazoa; Rotifera; Eurotatoria; Philodinida; Philodinidae. The record is from the annotation of a GenBank genome assembly.
AUGAUUAAUAAAUGUACUAGUCGAAAAGAACUUUCGUUUUUUGAUCAUCAAUCAACCGUUAUUCGACCAAUAAAUGUUUUAUUAGAUAUUCGACAAACAACAUUAAUUGGUAGUGUUGCAAAAAAAAGUGAUGUUAAACAUGUUGCUCUUGAACAAAAUCAACUUGAAGUUCCUCAAAAUCGUACCAAUGAAGAUAUUGUUUUAUCUUCAGCGGAUAAAUUCUAUUCUAAGAAAAUCAUUCAAAUGAAAUUUGUUUUUAUGUAUUUAAGUUGGGUUAGUGUUCAAUGUAGUCCUGAUCAAUAUGUCGUAUUUAAUGUAAUGACACCUCCAGGUCUUGGUAUUCAUCUUCGACAACCAUCAUUACUAAAAUAUUUAUUCCAUUUGCAUGGUUCACAUAUAGAACAAACAUCAUUUUUUAAUAAACAUAUUUAUUGA